UGGACUUUAUUCUAAGAGGGAUAGGGUACCUUCAAAGGGUUUUAAGCUGCUGGUAAUAUCUGAUUGCAGGAUGAACUAAUUGUAUAGGGAACAACAUGGAUACAGGAAGGUCAGAUAGGAGGCUGAUGCAGUGAUUUAGGUAAGAAAUGAUAGCUUGGACCACCAAACUGGGAAUCAGGGAGAUGGCUGGGACUGACCCCAAGACCGUGCAGGAUCUCACCUUGGUGGUGCAGACACCCCUGCAACAAAUGCAAGACAGAUUUCGGACCAUGUCCAGCCAGAUCAUUGGAAGAACUGAUGAUAUGAGUAGUCACAUUGAUGACCUGGAGAAAAACAUUGCAGACCAUAUGACCCAGGCUGGGGUGGAAGAACUGGAAGCGGAAAACAAGGUACCUGCUUCACAGAAGAGCCGAAGGCUGCUAAUUUACACUGAAAUCUGGAACAUCAUUUUUACAAAGCCCGGAGAAGACCAAAUGGCUCUUUGCAACUAAUUACUAUAUGUAGACAGGUCUGAUACUGUAAAGUGUUCAUUCUUCUUAUCACAUACUAUAUAGUUAGUUGAUAGAGUGACUCCCCCGCCCCCUGUUUCUCGAACUUGAUAACUUCACAUCUUGGAUCUUGGUCGGUUGUGCUAUUAAAUAUUAAACACUAAACUUUGGUGGUUCCUACAUAAAAUUGUCGAAUUAAAAAAA
This is a messenger RNA of Phyllostomus discolor (pale spear-nosed bat), 692 nucleotides long. RefSeq names its product heat shock factor-binding protein 1-like. The record is from RefSeq and is a predicted model, not a curated record. Gene Ontology annotation, cellular component: cytosol; nucleus. The coding region runs from base 147 to 491 and encodes 114 amino acids. Gene Ontology annotation, molecular function: transcription corepressor activity. The transcript has a single exon. Gene Ontology annotation, biological process: cellular heat acclimation. Lineage: Eukaryota; Metazoa; Chordata; Mammalia; Chiroptera; Phyllostomidae.